Medicago truncatula (barrel medic) is the source of this 1232-nucleotide messenger RNA. Its product is annotated as transcription factor bHLH30. Bases 326 to 1096 code for a protein of 256 amino acids. Lineage: Eukaryota; Viridiplantae; Streptophyta; Magnoliopsida; Fabales; Fabaceae. Gene Ontology annotation, molecular function: protein dimerization activity; DNA-binding transcription factor activity. The record is from RefSeq and is a predicted model, not a curated record. Gene Ontology annotation, biological process: regulation of DNA-templated transcription. The transcript is spliced from 2 exons.
UGCAUAAACUAUUGAAAUCAAGCAAAUUUUUCAACAUUUUACAAGUAAAGAAAGUACCAAGGCCACACCUUACAUCUUAUUGGUACAAGAACUUCUCCAAUAUAAAAAGGUGUGUAUUCCAUAACAGUUCCUUCACUUCCUUAGCCAUCAUCAUCAUCAUCUACUGUCACUUGUUCACUGACACUGUCAUUUUCAUCACUAUCACACUCCAAAACAACUCUGACACAGAACAAACACCUCUCCUUAUUCCAUUGUUUCCAAGGUUGUCUCCUGUGUUUGGUCCCCACAAACAACUCUCCUUUUUCAUUUCUCUUUUCACUUUGCUAUGGAAAUGGAAGGUUAUGAUAUAUUUGGAGAUGCUACUGAGAGAAUUGGUAAAAAUGGUUUUGAAGUAAACAAUGAGGUAAUUGGAAGUGGGUAUGGUUCAAGUUUCUCUCUGGUUUUGGAUAGGGAGAGAGGGGAGCUUGUAGAGGAACCUGUUAAAAUGGAAGGAAAGGGUGUGUCCACUACAGAGAGAAGUGUUGAAGCUUUGAAGAAUCAUAGUGAGGCAGAAAGGAGGAGAAGAGCUAGGAUUAAUGCACAUCUUGAUACUCUUCGUUGUGUCAUUCCAGGUGCUUUGAAGAUGGACAAAGCAUCAUUACUUGGUGAAGUAGUUAGACACUUGAAAGAGCUAAAAAGGAAUGAAACACAAGCAUGUGAAGGUUUAAUGAUACCAAAGGACAAUGAUGAAAUAAGUGUUGAAGAACAAGAGGGAGGUUGGAACGGUUUUCCUUUUUCAAUUAAAGCAUCACUAUGUUGUGAAUAUCAACCAGGUUUAUUGUCUAAUAUAAGACAAGCCCUAGAUGCUCUUCAUCUCAUCAUCAUGAAAGCAGAUAUUGCAACUUUUGGAGACAGAAUGAAGAAUGUCUUUGUUGUAAUAAGCUGUGAAGAACAAAACUUUGAUGCUGCUGAAUACAGACAGUUUCUUGCUGGUUCUGUUCACCAAGCUCUUAAGUCUGUACUUAGUAGAUUUUCUGUUUCACAGGAUAUGCUAAGAGCAAGAAAAAGAAGGAGGGUUUCUAUAUUCAGUUCUUCAUCUUUAGAAAAUUUCUUAUAAGUUCCUUUGUCAAGUAAUUUGAAUUUUUAUAUAUCCUUACCAUGUUUAAAUGUGAUGAGGAAGUGAGUGAUGAUAAUAGUAAUUUCUUGUACCAUGUAAACUCAUGUAUAAGUGCUCCAAUGAUUUUCUCCAACUC